GUACAAGCAAUCCUACCGAUGAAAUUAACAGAUUCCCAUCAGUUGGAGAAAAUGUAAAAAAGCUACAAGAGUAUUUGAGAAAUGAAAAGCUCAAAACAAUUUGCAUAUGGGGACUAAUAGGAGUGGGGAAAAGUACGAUAUGAAUCGUCUACGGCAAGAAAUUAAGGUACCUGAAGACUUUGACAUUGUGUUUUGGAUAGAGGUAAGCAGAGAUAGAGAUAAAAGAUACAUACAAGAAGAGCUUCUGAAGCGGCUGAAAGUAAAUCCGAAAGAACUCGGUGAUGAAGAACUAAAAAACAUGAUUUAUGUAAAGCUGAAGAACUACCGGAAGUAUUUAUUGUUGCUUGAUGACGUUUUUUCAAAUAUUGAUUUGGAAAAAGUAGGGAUUAAUGAUGAACACAAAGGAAAGGUGGUCAUUGCAUCGAGGUAUAAACAAGUUUGUAUGGGGACGAAUGAAGAGAUAGAAGUGCAGAGAGUGUCGGGCACGGAUGCCCAAACUAUGUUUUGGGAUAGAGUGGGCAUGGAUUUGAAGUAUAAUCCACACAUCAAGACACAGGCAGAAUUGAUUAUUAAGUUCUGCAGUGGCAUGCCAUACCUGAUAAAGUUGAUAGGAAAUUACUUAAGUGUAAUGACUCGUGCAGAAAAUGUAGACUGUGAAGCGAUAUGGCGAAGCACAUGUGAUCUAUUGACAUCACCAAGGGGGAAACCAAAGGGAGAUUUGGAAACAGUUUACAAGUCCCUUAAAUUUGAAAUUGACAAGCUGGAACCAGAUGACAAGUCUUGCUUUCUAUAUUUGGCAAGUUUUCCCUCUAUCCAUGAACUUCUUCAUGAUUAUAUAAUUGAAUGUUGGAGAGCGGAGCAAUUCUUAAACGAUUUCGUAGAGCUUGGUGGGGCACGUAACUAUGGGUGUAGUCUAUUGGUGCACUUUGUCAACCAUUUUCUUUUGGAAAAGGGGACGAAGGAGGCUCAAUAUAAGAUGUUCGAGUUUUAUCGACGAGUCGCGCCUAGAAUUGCCAGAGACGACAACAAUUGUGUUCAAGAGUCAAGGAUCUUAGUGACUGGUGAUUCAUUCCUAUCCUGUUUGCCAAAUGAGCCCAAUUCUAAAAGAUUCUCGACAUUGUUACUUCAAAAAAUUAGUUGCUUUCCACAAAUUCCAUCACCAUAUUUUGAAUUCCUUCGACUUCUUGAAUUGUAUAAAGCUAAGAUCGAAACUCUUCCAUCAUCAAUCUCCAGUUUCAGAAAUCUCAAAGCGAUGUUCCUAAAGAAUUGUGAUCAAUUAAGAGUGCUUUGUGAUGAGAUAGGAGACCUUUAUAAUCUCGAGAUUCUGGACAUACGUCAUACUGGAAUUUAUAAUUUGCCUCUGGUAGGAGGAAAUUUGACUACUCUUAAGUGUUUGAGAGUUUCAAUUAGGAAUGGUGUCGGGAAUGAAGACCGUGUUAAUGGUCAGGCGAGGCAGGUGAUUUCUCCUAAUGUUCUUGCACGGCUUCAUUCACUGGAAGAGUUGGGUAUUGAUGUGAAUCCAACUGAUGGAAGAUGGAAUCAAAUUGUAGAGAGUGUUGUUGCGGAAGUUGCUGCUCUUACAGAAUUGACCACUCUCUGUUUCUACUUUCCUACAGUGAAUAGCUUUGAGACAUUUAUUCGUACAAGUAUGUCGUGGAAUUUGAACAAUGAGUGGAGACCUGAAAGACUCAGAUCAUUCAAGAUCAUUGUUGGUCAGCAGCAAGAAAAUUCUCUUACUGAAUUUGAUGCCUUUAGAUGGUCAGCUGAAAAGCGUUUGAGAUUCUCAGCAGGUGAAGCCUUUCCUAAUGCAAUUUUAAAGAUAUUGAAGAAAGCAUCGUCUUUUGAGCUAAUUGCUCAUAAAGCUGCCAACUUAUCAGUGUUUAGUGCUGAUAAUCUACAAGGGCUUGAAGUUUGUGAAAUUAAAGAUUGUCCUGAAAUGACAAGCAUUAUUGAUGGUGACGGCGCCGCGUUUCAAUGCCUAAAGAGGUUGUACAUAGAUGGUCUUCUAAAAUUGGAGCACAUUUGGAAAAAUUCAGUAAUACCAGAGCUGAGUCUUAUCCAGCUCACAAAUUUAAAGCUAAAAGGAUGCCCUAUGCUGGAAUUUUUAUUCUCUGAGAAAGUGGCUGUACAACUUAAGGAGUUGCAGUAUAUGCAAAUUGAGCAAUGCAAAGUCAUUAAAGAAAUUAUCAAGGAUGGAAGUAGAGUUGAAUUUGAAUCCAGUGCCUUUCCUAAAUUGAAGAAUUUGGAACUCAUUAAGCUUGCCUUAUUGUCUAAGAUUUGCCGUGAUGUGUCAUUGAAAUGUGAUUCUUUGGAGACAUUGACGAUUGAUGCAUGUAUGGAGCUAAAAAAUUUCCCAUCUACUUUCCAGGGCGCAGAGAAAUUGAAAGAUAUCUACUGCAAUCAAAAUCUGUGGGAUCAGUUGGUUUGGCCGCAUGAUGGCAAUGCCACUAAAAUCCGUUUUGGAAAUCUGCACAGAUCCACAUAAGGUAAAUCAAACUAUCAAAGACAACUUUUUAGACGUAUUUCUUUGCUGUGCUUUUAGAUGACAAUCAUCAAAGUUUACAGGACUGAUUUGCAUAGCUUCUUUGAGUUUGCUCUGUUUGCAGGCGUGGAUUUGCGGGUGGUAAAAAGGUACUACUCAUCUAAGUGAAUCAUUUUCAGGGGCUUGUUGCAGGAUUUCAAUGCCAAGUUUACGAGUUUCCUUUUCGGAGUUAUGCUCAUUGUUUAUGAAGUUGGCAAGCAAGUAUUGCUCUAUAAUUUGUUUCUAAGAUUGGUGUAUGAUUUUGAGUAAAGAGUUGUAUUAUUAUCUGUGACUUUGUUUGGGAAGUUACAUAACUCCAGGUGGCAAGCAAGUUUUGUUCUAUAAUUUGUUUCUAAGAUUGGUGUAUGAUUUUGAGUA
Pistacia vera is the source of this 2899-nucleotide messenger RNA. Its product is annotated as probable disease resistance protein At4g27220. The record is from RefSeq and is a predicted model, not a curated record. Gene Ontology annotation, molecular function: ADP binding. The transcript is spliced from 2 exons. Bases 107 to 2485 code for a protein of 792 amino acids. Lineage: Eukaryota; Viridiplantae; Streptophyta; Magnoliopsida; Sapindales; Anacardiaceae.